Molecule: messenger RNA, 567 nt
Organism: Aspergillus welwitschiae
Lineage: Eukaryota; Fungi; Ascomycota; Eurotiomycetes; Eurotiales; Aspergillaceae
Exons: 1
Coding region: 66-227 (53 amino acids)
Source: RefSeq, a predicted model, not a curated record
GCUCUUUUUCUACGUCUGGCUGACGUGAGGGACGGGGCAUGUUGCUGCUGCUAAUCUAGCCAAGCAUGAUAUUUCGAGAACUCUUUUGGCCCGGUGCAACGGUUUUCUCUUGGCAUGGCUGUAUAGCAGAGGGCCAUGACCUUGGGCUAUAUAUCCAUAUACAGGGACACAGUUGUGUCAAUCCCUUCCCCUUAAUCCGCCCAGCCCCUUACCCACAGAACCCAUGACUUGAGGGCAGGGACGUUUCUUCGACAUCGACAUAAUUAGCAUCUUUGCACAUAAGCGGCCUAUAGGAGCAUAUCCUUUCUUCUUCUUCCUCCCGCGACCAACAGCCCUAUCCGGCUAGCCAUUCAUGAUUGUUGCGUUCUUGUAGUCUACCGAUGAUGGUGCAUGCUUGGGAGUUUGGGGCUCUGAGAUUAUGUUAUGAAUGCUUGCUGGCUCGGUUUGUUCGCCAUACAUAGGCCGGCAACCGCUCUUAUGCUGUACAAUGAUAUAUGAGAUGUAUUGUAUAAUAAUUUCAUACCCAUUAUGUCACCUACCUACCUAUCUACAUAUAUCUGAUUGGAC